This is a messenger RNA of Dama dama (fallow deer), 6553 nucleotides long. RefSeq names its product E3 ubiquitin-protein ligase makorin-1-like. Gene Ontology annotation, molecular function: ubiquitin protein ligase activity; metal ion binding. Lineage: Eukaryota; Metazoa; Chordata; Mammalia; Artiodactyla; Cervidae. The transcript is spliced from 4 exons. Bases 1375 to 2172 code for a protein of 265 amino acids. Gene Ontology annotation, biological process: protein polyubiquitination. The record is from RefSeq and is a predicted model, not a curated record.
UGUUACAUAUACUAGUUUGUGGUAUUUUGUUAGAUUCCUCGUGUAAGUGAUAUCAUAUAGUAUUGCCGCUGUUUUCUCCUACUUAAUAAUUAUGUUUAGUCUUUCGUUUUAUCUAACCAAAAGUAUCUAAAACACACCAACUGGGAAAUGAAAAAAGGGUACAAAUGAACUUAUCUACAAAACAAAUAAAAUUAUAGAUGUAGAAAGCAAUCUUAUGGUUAUCUGGGGUAAGGCAGGGAGGGAUGAAUUGGAAGCCUGAGGUUGUGUAUAAAAUAGAUGAGGAAUAACGGCCUUCUGUAGCGCGGGGAGCUCUACUCAGUACUCUGUGAUGACCUAUAUGGAAGAAGAAUCUAGAGAAGAGUGGAUAUAUGUAUAACUGACUCACUUUGCUAUAUACCUGAAGCUAACACAACAUUGUAAAUCAACUAUACCCCUAGGGAAAACAAAUUUUAAGUAAUGAAAAGAACAAAACUCUCAAUGGAAAAGAAAAUGAAAGUCAAAGCAAAAUACAUGUACCAGAUACAUACCAGUGUUUGAUAUAUAUUAUAAUAGUAUGUAUAAUAAAAAAUCCAUAUAUAACAUGGGGUUUCCCAGGUGACACGGUAGUAAAGAAUCCGCCUGCCAAUGCAGGAGAUGCAAGGAUGCAGGUUGAAUCUCUGUGUCACGAAGAUCCCCUGGAGUAGGAAAUGACAACCCACUCCAGUGCUCUUGUCUGGAAAAUUCCAUGGACAGAGGAACCUAAAGGGCUACAUAGUCUAUGGGGGUCACGGUCAGACGCAUAUGUUUGUAUGCAUAAUAUAUAUUUUCUGUGGGUUUCUUAUAGAUAAAUUAAUGAUGUAUGGAACGAAACAAGCCCUGAAACCCUUGAACUGUUGGGUUGCCCAGUCCAAGGGAUGCUGAUAUUUGUACUACACAAGAUAGCAACCAGUUAAACGUGAAUUGUUCAGAAAACAAUAUCAUAUACAUUUUUUAAAAGAUGUUUGGUCGCCAACCAGCAGAAGUCAUUAUGGUUUAAUUUCUUCUUAUAUAUCUGUUUGGAAUCUAUGCUAUCAUUGCGAAAUCUUAGAAGAUGAUAUCGUGUAUUAUUGUUUAAGAAGCCGCAUCAUUGAGGGAAGUUAACAGUAGAGAUUCGGAUAUCCUUAUUAAUUAUAAAUACCGACUCCUCUGUCUAAGAGAGAGGACUGAUUUAAAACUGGGGAGAGAACAACAGCCACACCAUCAGGAGCAGGAGCGGCAGCGGCGGCGGCGGCGGCCUCCCCCACCCCUAUCCCCGCAGUCACCUCGCUGUCCCCGGGGGCGGGGGGCGGGGGAGGCGGCAGCGACGGCGGCGGCGGCGGCGGCGGCUGGACUAAGCAGGUCACCUGCAGGUAUUUCAUGCAUGGGGUUUGUAAGGAAGGAGGUAACUGUCGCUACUCACACGACCUCUCUGACAGUCCAUAUGGUGUAGCGUGCAAGUAUUUUCAGCGAGGGUACUGUAUUUAUGGAGACGGCUGCAGAUAUGAACAUAGCAAGCCGCUGAAACAGGAAGAAGCAACUGCUACAGAUCUAACUGCAAAGUCAUCCCUUGCUGCUUCCUCGAGUCUCUCAUCAGUUGGACCGACUGUUGAUAUGAAUAUGGGCAAAGCUGAGUCAAGAAAUUCAAACUUUGCAACUACUGUAGGAGCCGGUUCAGAAGACUGGGUGAAUGCCAUGGAGUUUGUUCCGGGGCAGCCCUACUGUGGCCGGACUGCACCUUCCUCCGCUGAAGCCCCGCUGCAGGGCUCAGUGACCAAGGAAGACGCAGAGAAGGAGCAAAGUGCAGUGGAGACCAAGAAGCAGCUCUGCCCCUACGCUGCAGUGGGGGAGUGCCGCUAUGGGGAGAACUGCGCGUAUCUGCACGGAGACGCGUGUGACAUGUGCGGGCUGCAGGUCCUCCAUCCCGUGGAUGCCGCCCAGAGGUCACAGCAUAUAAAAUCCUGCAUCGAGGCCCACGAGAAGGACAUGGAGCUCUCGUUCGCGGUGCAGCGCAGCAAGGACAUGGUGUGUGGCAUCUGCAUGGAGGUGGUCUACGAGAAAGCCAGCCCCAGCGAGCGCCGCUUCGGGAUUCUCUCCAACUGCAACCACACCUACUGUCUCAAGUGUAUUCGCAAGUGGAGGAGUGCUAAGCAAUUUGAGAGCAAGAUCGUAAAGUGAGACUCCUCCCCAAUCUUCGUUUGUGCUUUCAAAUAUUUUGGGGAAGAAUUUAGUAUCUUGUGCCAACUUUCAGCCAGAUGGACCGCAUUUAAAUGCAUGCAUUUUAUCUCGAAACUGGGGUAUUCUUCUAAUUGGGAGUUCUUUGUAUUUCAGCUAGCUUCUAGAUUAGUUGGUAUAUCUACUUUUAUUUGAACGAGGAAAACCCUAUGUAUCAGUUAGUAGAAUCUUCGUGCUUUUUUCUGAGGAGAUUGUGUUUAAUGGAUUAGCCAGUUUAGGCUCAGAGAAGCGUAUCUAGCUCUGAAUGUAUGUUUCCUGGCAUUUUACAUUUUCCACUUUCCUAUUCCAUCCAUUAAGCUAGCCAAUAAUCCACCAUCCUUUAAAAAUUGUUCUCAUAACUGAACAAAAACUACAUAAUCUAAACAGAGCAAAGUUACAAGAAAUAAAUUUAUUUAAACGAAAAAAAAAAAAAACUGGGGAGACAUCACUAACAUGAUAACAAGGAUCGGGAGACUCAGAUUACCAGCUUGGCUUACUGUGUUGGCCGCUAAACUGUGAUUUCCUCCAACACUGGCAAACAUUUAGAAAUCGAACUUUUGCUGUUAUAAGCAACACGCCCACUCUGCCUUCCUGGCAGUGAAUAGACGUGACCCUGGGGAAGAAAAGGAUUACGAAACGGUCCUGUGGUCUUCUGCCUGGUUCUGUGCUGACUGAGACUCCAGCCGGGUGCAGAGCAGGGGAGGGGCCAGAUGGUGAGCGGGCAGGACCCUAUGAGGCUUUCCCAGAAAAGAACCCCAGCCAAGCCUUCCGCCUGCCUUUUGUCUGUAGAAAAACUUUCAUCAAAGAAUAAAUUUGGGGACUUCCUUGGGGGUCCAGUGGGUGAAGACUCUGAACUUCCACUGCAGGGAACGCAGGUUUGAUCUUUGGUUGGGGAACAAGAAUCCUACUUACCGUGCGAUGUGGCCAGAAAAUUAAAAGUAAAAAAAUUUUUUAAAGCAUGAAUUUAAUCAGAGAAGUGAGAAAAUGCAGAAAGAAAAGGAAAACAGUCAAACAAGCCAAACUAAUAAUACUUCAGCCAGUAGACAAAGUCAAGGACCUUUAUUUAGUUCUUCCUCGAGGUCUAUAGAUAUUGUUCUGUGCCUUAUAUGUGAACUGUUUAGCGGAUACUGAAACCCCUACCAGGUGGAGGAAGUUAACUGUAUGUUGCCCACAAGCACGCCAACCCCAGGCCACUUGGAACCAGAAGGUUGAUGACGCUGCCUCUUGGUUACCUCACCACCGACCACGGCUCCGUAAACACUGUGAGACGCCUCAGUGCCACCACCAGUCUGGGACACAGGCUUAAGGUGUUGCCUGCUGUGGCCCUCUUUGCCUGGCCAAACAGUAAAGCUAAUUUCUUUCUACUUCACCCAACUCUUCCUUAAAGGUUUCAUCCCACACCACUGUAUGGAGGCCGGAUUUUGGCAACAAAUUGGGCGUUCAAUAUAGGGUUGACUUAGGGGCAGCCCCACGGGGGUCCCCUGGUUUGACCAGACUCUCCGAGGUCAUUCCUCCAUGCCAGCCUCUUUUGAGAAGACAGAGGGUUGGAAGAUUCCUUCAGCGGCCAGGUUGCCUGGGACCCUUAUCAAGAAGGCUGAGCUCAUCAUACCAGCCUAUACCAGCCUGAAUUUUUCUGCUCCAAAGAAUUGUUUGGAGGAAGGAGAAAGCAUCGGGGACAUGGAGACACCUUGGCCAGCAUCUGGAGGCCAAGAAUCCCGGCGUCUUUCCUGAGGUUCAACAAUAGCCUUUCAUCUUGGGGGCUCGUCUGGGAUUCUUCAGGACAAGAUGGGAGCUGACAAUUCCAGCCUCACCCCUUUGAACUGUAUCCUGAAAAACUGGGAUAGGUUUGAUCCCCAGGGCUUAAAGAAGACACACCUGGUCUUCCUAUGUGAUACUGCAUGACCACAGUACCCACUGGAAGACAGUGAACGGUGGCCAGUUGGAGAGUCUCCUGUCCUAAUGAGGGCUCAAACUGUCCCCAAAAGGGAGGGACUGUCCCCCUUUGAAUGUAUUUAUCGAAGGCCUUUCUUAUGCACGGACAUUGUUAUAGACCCCGAAGCCUUGGAAUUAACUAAUUAUGUAACUCAGCUCUCAGCUUUUCAACUGGCAUUAACAGAACUCCAGGAGACGACUCCUGACCCAGCCUCUGAGUCAAGCAAGCCUCUAUUUAAGCCAGGAACCGAGGUCCUCAUAAAAACAUUGGGGUCUGGGGGCUCAUCCCUCAAGCCCCUCUGGGAAGGCCCUUACCAGGUUAUUCUUUCUUCUCCCACAGCUCUCAGAGUGCCAGGAAUUUAUUCGUGGGUACAUCACACUCGAGUUAAGAGGUGGCACCCUGACCAGAACUAAGUGACUUCGUUUUAUGUCUUUACUUUCUAUGCUCUGACUUUGUACUUUUCAGAUGGGCCUGAUAACCUAUGUGAGCCUACUUAUGCUGACUCCAAAAAUCCUGAGUCUGCCGUCUGAUCCUCAAGACAACGCCUUCCUCUCCUGGGCUCACUCCUAUGCUGCAUUCCACAAUCGGUCUAACUGCUGGGUUUGUGGCGCGCUCCCCUCUUCAUCAGUGGAAGGCUUCCCGUGGUGGACAUCUCCACUUCAAGGAAAAGACUUUCUCCAAGUCUGCGAAUACCUUCGACAACAAUCAUAUGUGAUGCCUCUUCUUAAACUGAUGACAUCUAACAACCCUAUAAUGGACUGGUGCAACACGUUGUUCUUUAACUAUGGACACAAUGUGACGUUUAAUUUUGAUUAUACAUUGUCUCGGUUCAAUGACUAUUUUGCUACACACAAGGCAAAUAGGUCUAAAUCUAAUGGUUUUUUACCUGAUGUUUAUCAAAUAUGGGAUGAGGUUAUAUGGUUAACUCCUGAAAAAGGACGUCUAAUAUCUACUGCCCCUAUUUGCUGGGAACAAAUAGAGCCAUCCCCAGAAUUUAGUCAACAACUUAAAUUAUAGUGAUUGGAAACCCUUGGGAUUUUUGCCUCAGGAAAUAUGCAGUGUAAUCAUUCCCAUGUUUUCCAACCCCAAUUCAGGUCCUCCCUUUGUCUGGCCAGGCACUGAUUGGGACUGGAUAUCUAUGUCAUGCUGGCUUGCUCCAAACGGGACUUAUUGGACAUGUGGCUCUUACCUAUGGGCAUGGCUUCCCCCUGGGUGGACAGGGAGAUGCACCCUAGGUCUAGCCUUUACUCACGGCUUUAUAUUUUCAGAGCUUCCAGAGAAGCCUGCUAAUUUACCCCACCUUACAACUCGGUGGGCACGGUCUGUAUUUCACUGGUAUGGUUAUUUGGCUGCAGUGUUUGUCCCCUCUUUGGGAACUACAGAUGUUAUGCUACGAGUGGAUGGUUUGACUAAUUGUACUCAACAGGCAUUACAAGGUUCUCAGAAAGCUAGUUCAGCUCUUAAUGCUGAACAAGCACAGAUUAGAAAGGUGGUUUUACAAAACAGAUUGGCUUUAGAUAUCUGACAGCCGCGCAAGGAGGAACUUGUGCCAUUCUUCAUACCCAGUGCUGUGCAUAUAUACCUGAGAUGAGCACUAAUGUCACUCACUUUACUAAACACAUGACCCAGAUGACUGGGGCUAGGGAUACUCCCGAAGCCUCAAUUGCUUCACUUUGGGAGACGUUAACUACUUCCCCAGGGUGGAAAGCUAUCUUAAUUACAAUAAUUCUGAUUGUUCUAUUUUUGUUGUUUGCUCCCUGCAUCUGUGUCAUUGGAUUUGUUUCUAGUCCAUGAAGGCUUUUAAGUUAGAAAUGGUUGUCCAAGCUCCUAGGAGUGCCACAGCCUCUUUCAAAUAUUACUUGGGACCCCUGGAUGAGAGACCCUCAAUACGAGGGUUAGCAGAAUAUGUUGCCUCAACAACUUAGGGACCACGCCCCUAAACAGCAGGAAGUAGUUAUGGAACGAAAACGGCGCCCCUUUCCCUUGGCAACAUAAUUCUCCUAAAAGCAAAGGGGGGAUGAGAGAGUCAAUUCCUAGGCAGGUUGAUAGGAAGUCCAGGGGUCCCCAAGGAGAGAGGGGUCUGGAAUUCUCAAGGAGGAAGAAAGGACAAACUUUUUUUCCCUCUACAUUCCUUAGGAUUAUAUAACAAUAAUGUAUCCUGCUUGAGGACAGUCUCUGGAAAAAAAACCUUCUGGCUAAUCCUGUUAUCUCAAAAUGUAAAUUAUGGCAGUAGGUCUGGUGAGGUCUUUACAAACUCCAGACAUUCUUUUGAUUCACUGUAAUAUCUAAUUUGAGAGUAUAUGACUCCAUGGCUAAUGCUAGCAAGGGGGUACUCUUUCUGCCCCCUUCUGAUGUCUAUGUCGGAAGCUUUCUUUAUCCCUUUGAUACUUUAAUAAACUUUAUUACACAAAA